Messenger RNA from Lemur catta (Ring-tailed lemur), 403 nucleotides. It is a transcript of the gene TZMP1, whose product is annotated as small integral membrane protein 27. Bases 142 to 309 code for a protein of 55 amino acids. The transcript is spliced from 2 exons. Lineage: Eukaryota; Metazoa; Chordata; Mammalia; Primates; Lemuridae. The record is from RefSeq and is a predicted model, not a curated record.
CAGGCUCCCAGAAGCGAGUGGGCGGGCGUGCGCGCCCGGCUGGAAAAUGGCUACGGCCGCCCGGUAGCCGCCGCCCAGGAGGGUGCUCUAGGGCCCGCAGCUCCCUCCCGUUUCCCGGACCGCCGCCGCCUCCUCCUUACCAUGGAGCCAGUGAGUCGCCGCACCCUGGACUGGAUUUAUUCAGUGUUGCUGCUCGCGAUCGUCUUACUCUCUUGGGGAUACGUCAUCUAUGCAUCAACAGUCGCUGCAAGACGACUGCUAAGGAAAGAAUACCCAGACAAAAUCUUUGGAAUGAAUGAAAAUUUGUAACGACUAUGGAUUUAAUUUUCUUUAAAUACAGUUCAUUUCCUCUUGCUUAUCCAACAAAUACGUAAUUUAUAAAUAAAAUUCAAAGUCAGAUUUA